CCAGUGACAAACGUUUUGUUAGCGCUUGUUUUAUAAAGUAAGGUUAUUCAUAACUAAGAGAUACUUAUAGUACUUUUAAGUAAAAAAACAACUACAAAAAUGUCUUUCAAGCCGCAAAAAAUACAAAAAGUGAUGGUUCAACCCAUCAACUUGAUAUUCCGAUUUCUGCAGAAUCGUUCCCGAGUACAAGUUUGGUUAUAUGAAAAUAUAAACUUGCGUAUUGAGGGUCACAUCAUUGGCUUCGACGAAUAUAUGAAUCUCGUAUUAGAUGACGCUGAAGAAGUUCAUAUGAAAACCAAAAACAGAAGACAACUUGGAAAAUUAAUGCUGAAAGGAGAUAAUAUAACAGUGAUCCAGGAUACAGCACCACCGAGUUAAACGAUAAAAUAAACAGUUUUAAGUGUAAUAUAAGUUAACGUAUUUUCAAAUCGUAAUAUAAACUCUUUUGUAA
This is a messenger RNA of Diorhabda carinulata, 451 nucleotides long. RefSeq names its product probable small nuclear ribonucleoprotein E (gene SmE). Lineage: Eukaryota; Metazoa; Arthropoda; Insecta; Coleoptera; Chrysomelidae. The coding region runs from base 100 to 378 and encodes 92 amino acids. Gene Ontology annotation, molecular function: RNA binding. Gene Ontology annotation, biological process: spliceosomal snRNP assembly; mRNA splicing, via spliceosome. Gene Ontology annotation, cellular component: U2 snRNP; U5 snRNP; U1 snRNP. The transcript has a single exon. The record is from RefSeq and is a predicted model, not a curated record.